Molecule: messenger RNA, 2403 nt
Organism: Arachis duranensis
Lineage: Eukaryota; Viridiplantae; Streptophyta; Magnoliopsida; Fabales; Fabaceae
Product: sulfate transporter 3.1
Exons: 12
Coding region: 106-2049 (647 amino acids)
Biological process (GO): transmembrane transport
Cellular component (GO): membrane
Molecular function (GO): secondary active sulfate transmembrane transporter activity
Source: RefSeq, a predicted model, not a curated record
CUUUAUAUAAAGCCACACAUCUCCAGCAAACACUCGUCAGUUCCACCACCAAACUCAAUUCCCUUCUCCCUCCUCAUUUCUUCAACCAUUGCACCUAUCUAUAUUAUGGGUAAUAAGGAGUGUCCAAAUGGCGUGGCGAUUCCGCCGCCGCAACCGUUUAUGAAGUCGUUGAAGUACUCGUUGAAGGAGACGUUCUUCCCGGAUGACCCGCUGAGGCAGUUCAAGAACCAGGCGGCGUCAAGGAAGGUGGUGCUGACACUGCAGUACUUCUUGCCGAUAUGCGAAUGGGGACCACGCUACACCCUCAGGUUCUUGAAAUCGGACGUUAUUGCCGGCAUCACCAUCGCCAGUUUGGCCAUUCCUCAAGGCAUCAGUUAUGCUAAGCUCGCCAACCUCCCUCCCAUUCUUGGACUUUAUUCGAGCUUUAUACCGCCAUUGAUAUAUGCAAUGAUGGGAAGCUCAAGGGAUUUGGCGGUGGGAACGGUGGCCGUUGGAUCACUUCUGAUGGCGUCGAUGUUGGGUAAGGAGGUUAAUUACAUCCAUAACCCGCAGCUCUAUCUACACCUCGCUUUCACUGCUACUUUCUUCGCUGGUGUCUUCCAAGCUUCACUCGGUCUCUUUAGGUUAGGGUUCAUAGUGGACUUUCUGUCACAUGCAAGCAUAGUAGGGUUCAUGGGAGGAGCAGCAACAGUGGUAUGCCUGCAGCAGUUGAAAUCAAUUCUGGGAUUGGAGCGAUUCACACACCAUGCUGAUCUUGUCUCCGUCAUGCGUUCUGUUUUCUCCCAAACUCACCACUGGAGGUGGGAAAGCGCAGUGUUAGGAUGCUGCUUCAUAUUCUUUCUUCUCAUCACUAGAUACUUCAGCAAACAAAAACCAAAGCUGUUUUGGGUGUCAGCAAUGGCGCCAUUGACAUCUGUAAUUUUGGGAAGUCUCCUUGUCUAUUUCACCCACGCCGAGAAGCACGGCGUUCAAGUGAUAGGAGAAUUGAAGAAGGGGCUAAAUCCAGCAUCGGUGACAGAUUUGGUAUUUGUGUCGCCUUAUAUGAACACUGCCAUCAAAACUGGCAUUAUCAUCGGCAUUAUAGCCCUUGCGGAAGGAAUAGCAGUUGGAAGAAGCUUUGCAAUGUUUAAGAAUUACCAUAUUGAUGGCAACAAAGAGAUGAUAGCUAUUGGCACCAUGAACAUUGUUGGUUCCUUCACCUCUUGCUACCUUGCAACAGGACCAUUUUCGCGUUCGGCUGUAAACUACAAUGCUGGGUGCAAGACUGCAGCAUCAAACAUAGUAAUGGCAAUAGCAGUGAUGUUGACAUUGUUAUUCUUAACACCAUUGUUCCAUUACACUCCCCUUGUGGUACUAUCUGCCAUUAUAGUAUCUGCAAUGCUCGGCCUCAUAGAUUAUGAAGCAGCAAUCCAUCUCUGGAAAAUCGACAAAUUCGAUUUCUUAGUCUGCAUUAGUGCAUAUAUUGGUGUCGUCUUUGGCAGUGUCGAAAUUGGUUUAGUAAUAGCAGUAGCAAUAUCUGUACUUCGUGUACUGUUAUUUGUUGCAAGGCCAAGGACAUUUGUUUUAGGUAACAUUCCAAAUACUGGAGCAUAUAGAAAUGUGGAACAAUAUCCCAAUGCAAAACACAUUCCUGGAAUGCUAAUUCUUGAAAUUGAUGCACCAAUUUACUUUACCAAUGCAAGCUAUUUAAGAGAGAGGAUCACAAGGUGGAUUGAUGAAGAGGAGGACAGAAUCAAAGCUUCAGGACUGAACAGUUUGCAGUAUGUGAUAUUGGAUAUGACUGCUGUUGCAAACAUUGACACAAGUGGAAUAAGUAUGUUUGAAGAGGUCAAAAAGAUUGUUGAGAGAAGAGGACUACAACUGGUUCUGGUGAAUCCUGGGAGCGAGGUGAUGAAGAAACUGCAUAAAGCAAAGUUCCUUGAUGAAAUAGGGCAGAGGUGGGUGUACCUAACAGUUGAAGAGGCUGUUGCAGCAUGCAACUUCAUGCUCCAUACAUAUCAACCAAACCCCAAGAAAGAUGAAUCAGGAGGAGGAUGGAACAAUGUCUGAUUCAAAUGUAAUUAAACACUGAUCUUGAUCAUGUAUAAGCCAAAAAUUUUGAAUCACAGCCAAGUUAUCAUAACAGUGUGUGACAUGAUGGAGAUAGUGAAAAUCAUACUUAGAGGGCAUCAUAGUAAAGACUAAAGAGGAAGAUGCUAAGUGUAUUUUAAUAAUUUGUCCAAGUUUGUGAGGCCCCAGUUGGAAGUUAACUAAAGAAGUUUCCAACAGAGGGUAUAUAGUCUAUGUACUGAGUUUGAUAAUCAAUGGAAUUGACAUGAAAGUAGGUGUAGUAGAGUUGAAAAGAAAUGAAAUGUUCUCUAUGAAAUGAAUAAUGUAUAUAGUUUAAUAAAUCUUAACCAAGAA